Messenger RNA from Fomitopsis serialis, 456 nucleotides. RefSeq lists its product as uncharacterized. NCBI's taxonomy places the organism in Eukaryota, Fungi, Basidiomycota, Agaricomycetes, Polyporales, Fomitopsidaceae. The record is from RefSeq and is a predicted model, not a curated record. The coding region runs from base 1 to 456 and encodes 151 amino acids. The transcript has 3 exons.
AUGGCACAGACAACCGCGAAUCCUGCGAUCUUUCCGUCCCAGAGAACGCACGACUCUGGGGUGUAUGCAGAGCCAUGGAGCAGCUUCGUGCCCUUUUCUACGAAUAACGCCUUCGAUGUCGCCAAUGCCGCAGACCCAGGCCCGAGCAGUGACACCAUCUAUGGCGGGAAUCAACACAUCGUCUUUCCCGCACCAGAUUCCGAAUCCACAAAGCUCGCAGAGGGCCAGCAUUCGGGCACCAUCUGGACGGAUGUCGGCUCUGCUUCAACGAGGGCGACCUCAAGCACAAGUUCCUGGCGGCCACAAUUGGACCCGCUCAUAUGGUCUGAGUCCUUUGUGGAGGAUGAAAAACGGCGGCGCACCUGCAAACUGCAUUCGUACAAGACAUGUACGGAGCCGAAGACACCAGAUGCACCUGUCCGCCGAGAAACGCGGCAAUCUGACGCUGAAAUGUGA